Etheostoma spectabile (orangethroat darter) is the source of this 2507-nucleotide messenger RNA. RefSeq names its product RIC8 guanine nucleotide exchange factor A (gene ric8a). Gene Ontology annotation, molecular function: G-protein alpha-subunit binding; guanyl-nucleotide exchange factor activity. Gene Ontology annotation, biological process: G protein-coupled receptor signaling pathway. Bases 178 to 1995 code for a protein of 605 amino acids. The transcript has 15 exons. The record is from RefSeq and is a predicted model, not a curated record. Gene Ontology annotation, cellular component: plasma membrane; cytoplasm. NCBI's taxonomy places the organism in Eukaryota, Metazoa, Chordata, Actinopteri, Perciformes, Percidae.
AAUCUGUCCUCGCUGGAUCGCAGGGAUUCAGACAUCAUGCAGUCAUCCGAGGGUGGAGACACACUCCAGCGUCAGUAUACAAUCUGAGCGACACACACACACCCACACACAGCCACACACACACACACACACACCCAGUCCGUGUCUCUCUGACGGUGCAUUCAGGAGGAAGCUGCAAUGGCGAUGAAAAUGGAUUUAAAAGGCAUCGUAGAGCAAAUGGAGACGGGAGAGCAGGACGCUGCUCUGGCGGCUCUGCAGAGCUACAACAGGGAGAUGGAUCACUGCUUUACGUUCAGCAAGGAAGACGAGCAGUACAGAGAGGAAGAGAAGUUACAGAAGAUGCUGGGGGAGCUGGUGCUCAGCUUCCUGAACAGGGAGUUGCAGCCGUCCUGUCAACUGGCCUGUCUAGAAACGGUCCGAAUCCUGACCAGAGACAAAGAUUGUCUGGAUCCCUUCCUCAGCCGCUCGGCCAUGUCCACUCUCGCCCGCUACGCCGGCAUCGCCGUGUUCAGUACUGCCACGCCUGCACACAGCCAGCCGGGGGAGGGCCAAGUGGAGGGUGAGGGAGGAGAGGGGGAAGAGGCAACAGAAGCAUCCAGCGAGGGGAUGGAGGAAGCCUCCCCUUCCUCAGAAAAUGCUGACCAGGAAGUUAUUGCUGAGGCUCUCAAGUCCAUCUGUAACAUCCUGCUACACAACCAGACGGGACAGAUGGACGGAUGGCAGGUGCUAGCAGCAGAUCUCCAGCUGAUUAAGGGCGUGGCAGAGAGGCUGAAGCAGUGUCAUGAUCCCAUCUGGAAACAUGAGGUGCGAUUCUUCGACCUGCGCCUCACCUUCCUGCUGACCGCCCUGAGAGUGGACGUCAGGGCGCAGCUGGCUCAGGAGCUCCACGGCAUCAGUCUGCUAGGCAACCAUUUGGAGGCCACACUGGGUCUGAGUUGGCCAGGUACGUUGGAGACGGCCAGGGCGGGGUUGGAGGACGUCCCACCGGGACAACUGCCCCCACUGAGCCGGCAGCAGAUAGAACUAGCCAUGGAGAUUCUGAAAAUCCUGUUCAAUAUCACAUUUGACACAACCAAGCGCAAGGUUGACGAGGAAGAGGCAGCUGGGUACAGACAUUUGGGAGCCAUACUGAGACACUGUCUAAUGAGCCAUGCAGACGGAGAGGAGCGCACAGAGGAGUUCCACAGCCAUACUGUUCACUUGCUAGGCAACCUCCCUCUGCCCUGUCUGGAUGUACUGUUGAUGCCCAAAGUGCAGCAAGGCUCCAUAGAGUACAUGGGGGUCAACAUGGAUGCUGUGAACAUGCUGCUGGAAUACAUGGAGAAAAGACUGGACGGGGGACAUAAGCUGAAGGAGACCCUUCUCCCGUCACUCAACUUGCUGACUGAGAGUGCCCGAAUCCACCGAGAGACCAGGAAGUUCCUCAGGUCAAAGGUUCUGCCCCCACUGCGUGACGUGAAGAACAAGCCCGAGGUGGGCAAUUCCCUGAGGAACAAACUAGUCCGUAUAAUGACCCACAUUGACACCGACGUCAAGGACUGUGCUGCUGAAUUCCUGUUUGUUCUCUGCAAAGAAAGUGUUUCAAGGUUCAUUAAGUACACUGGAUACGGUAACGCUGCAGGUCUGCUGGCUGCCAGAGGACUGCUUCGGGGGGGCAGAGACUCAGGCAUCUACUCUGAAGAUGAAGAUUCUGAGACAGAGGAGUACAGAGAGGCCAAAGCCCAUAUAAACCCAAUAACAGGAGCCGUACAAGAGGAGCAGCCUGAUCCCAUGGAGGGAAUGACAGAGGAGCAGAAAGAAAUUGAAGCCAUGAAGCUGGUCCAAAUGUUUGACCGACUGUCAAGGACCAAUUUGAUCCAGCCCAUGCAGCUCGGUAUGGAUGGGAAGAUGAGAGAGAUUACUCCAGAGGAUCUGCAUAAACUGACCCACAAUCCUUUGUUCCCGCCAGAGCCCCAACAGGAGCCGGUUAAUUCAGACAGUGAAGAUGAGGCGUAGUAAACGCAGAAGCACAAAGGCAGAAACAGAUUCCUGCGAGAGCCGUAGAACAUCUCGACGUCUCAUUAUGUUAGAUAUUGACGUCACACUGGGUUUACUUAUUCUGAUGGGCGGUGAAUGAUGGAAAGUUGGAAUUUGUUUAGUCAAAGUAAAAACAAAGCAUGGAGUAGAUUGGAGGCAGCUUUAAGGACCACUGCUUUUUAUGUGUGCUCUCGUGUCAAUCACAAAUCACCAGUGUUUUACUGCUCACCAUUUUCCAUUUGAAAAUUGGUUUCCUUCCACACAGGCAUUUGUUUCAUUUGUUUUUCAGUUACGGGUCAUUCAUGUCAGUAUGCUGUUAUUACGAGCCUGUUUGAAAGGAGUAACUAGUCAUCGCCAAAAAUAAACCUGGGUGGCAGUAGCUCAGUCUGUAGAGUUGUGUUGGGAACCGGAGGGUCGCCGGUUCAAUCCCCGUAUGGACCAAAGUACGGUGGGGGACUGGUAGCUGGAGAGAUGCCAGUUCACCUCCUGGG